AUCACUUACAGUUCACAAAUCCUCUAUUCAUUCAUUCAGAGGCGUCUGGAGCCAUGCCACUGAGAAAGAGUAAAGAUAAAGAGGUUCAGCCAGCCCAGGCUGACCAUGCAGACGACAGUCCACUCCACUCUAAGGGCGAAAAUGAUCCCAUCACUUUUCUCCCAGUGUCACCUCUAGCAGAACGGUCCUAUGGGAAUCCAGUGUUUAAGGAGAAAGAAGCAGACCAUGGAGGUGACUUUGCUAAGUCAAGUAAUAUGUUUAGAGGUAUGAUGGAUCGUCUGGAUAUAGUAUUCAAAGAAAAGAACCAGACUAUGCAGAGACUUGUUGAGAGUCAAGCAAAGUCUGCCAAACGUCAGGAAAAGAUAAUUAGACAAUGUAUAGAAGAAAUGAGACGGGUCUUUGAAAAAGGCACUAGGGUGAUGCGAGAAACUGGGGAAGAAAGUCGCAGACCACUACAGGCUGUUUCAAAACAAGUGGUUGAGCCAGUGCGACAGCCCAGACCUGAGAUCCCUCCUCCAGUCGUUGAGAUGCCCAGACAGAUUCAGGAAGCCCCAAUCCCAACACUCGGGGGGCAAGGGAAUCAGCCUCAUCCCAAUAAUCAACAGCAGCAUUUUGUCAUUGGUGAAGGGCAAAGACAACACCAAUUGAUGGAGGCUGCUACUCCUGUUGCAUACCAUGGUCAUCAACCUCAGCAUAAGUAUAUUCUGCCAGCUAGGAAGGGAAAUGUGGGUCCUUGUCAUCAACCUUGUCCAAGGGACUUUUUCCAGCCACAAGUUCCUCCAGCCCAGCUAGUACAGCGUGGUCUGCAGAAUCAACCAGUUCAAUUCUUCAAUAGAGACCAUGGGCCAACCUUGAGGCCAUUUGAAAAGAUUAAUAAGGGUUUCUUGAAAUUUCCAGACAAAGCGAAGGAAACCAUGGGAGUGGAUGCAGAUCCUUUUCCAGCUGUGUCUGUGGGCGUGAAUGUUGCAGACCUCAAGAGUGUUGCCAGAAAUCGCAGUCUGCCUUAUGCUCAAACGAACCUUGCUGCAGAAGACUUAAAGUGGGUUCUUGAGGCGCAGAGAUCCAGACAUAGCAGGAGCGUCAGGUCAGACCAGCAGAGGCUCGGGGUGCAAAAAAGGAUUACUGUGAUCAGGAAUUUCAGUCCAGAGGGUGCCAGACGUUAUUCAAUUGGUACUAGAUCUACAAGGAUGGUCAAACCGCCACUCAGGUCACCUUCCAGACGGUGGGAGAAAAUCAGUCAUCCCAAGUUUCCAGCCCAGAAUCCCAGAACCUUGAGGCGCAGACUGCAGCGCAAGAGGGCUGAAGAGCGAAAAAGACAACAGCAGCAGAUGGAGGUUGAGGGAAGUUCUUCUCGCAGACCACGCCAACCUACCAAAAGGAAUAUGGUCUGGGUGAGAAAAGAGAAAAAGGAGGCUGUAACUCAGACUCUACAGAAGCAGGAUGACCAAUCUCCAGCCUCUCCAAAGGUGGCGUCUGUCAUUGUGAGUCCAGACGGAGUUUUGAAAGCAACUUUUGAAGCACAAGAACAGUCUGAGAAUCGUGGAGCUGAAUCAAAAGAAGAUGGCACUAUUCAUUUUGGGGAAUUCUCAGUGAAUUUGUCAUGUCUGGUGCUGACAUUACCCUUGGUUUUCCAAGCCAAGAAAGAGGAGGAACCAAUCGUCUCAUAGAAAUUGAGGUGCUGUAUUUCUCUCUUGAUUCAAGCUUAAUUUGUUGCCGUCAAAAUACCAAUAAUCUUCCGGAACUUGUCUACAGAGUUGAAAUCUGUGAAUUUCUCAGGAAGUCCUUUCAUCUCCCCCUUGGGGUCCCCACUUGACCAUGAAGAAUAUGUUACAGAUGUGUUUAACUGGGUGAUUACAGAGGUGGAUGCAUCACGAUUACCAUACAAAUAUGAUCAUGCAUUUUGUUGUACCCAUCAUAAGAAUUAUAUUGUCCAUGGUUUUUCUUCCACUUUAAUGCCCCUAGACACAACUCGACAAUGUUUUUGUGAUCCUGGAUUUCAAGGCAAUCCUUAUCUACCUUUUGGAUGUCAAGGUAAACUUCUAUAAUGUCCACUUUUUCUCUAGUUAUAUCAAUGGCUCGUUUCUUUCAAAAACAUUAAACACAAUAAGAAAAA
Rubroshorea leprosula is the source of this 2113-nucleotide messenger RNA. The record is from the annotation of a GenBank genome assembly. NCBI's taxonomy places the organism in Eukaryota, Viridiplantae, Streptophyta, Magnoliopsida, Malvales, Dipterocarpaceae.